This is a messenger RNA of Entrophospora sp. SA101, 1398 nucleotides long. Lineage: Eukaryota; Fungi; Glomeromycota; Glomeromycetes; Entrophosporales; Entrophosporaceae. The record is from the annotation of a GenBank genome assembly.
GAAGUAGUUCUAUAUAAUAAAGAAGUACAAACUGCAGAAAAUUCUUUUGGACCUCCAGUACCAAAUGAAGAAGAAAUUAGACUAGAAAUAUUAAAAGAAUUGGAAGAGAAAAAGAAGAUCGAAGAAGCAUCAUUAGAAGAUGCAAAAUUAAGACUUGAAGAAGAGAAGGCUAAUUCACAAAAUUUUAAGGAUUUGUCUGAAGUGGAAAGAAAGAAAGUUUAUAAUUCAGCAGAGUUUAUAGAUUUUAUUGAUCACACAACAAAAAUUGUUGAGAGGGCACUUAAUGAAAAUUACGACUUUAUGAAAGACUAUACCAUUAGUGGAAAAGAAGAAAGGCAAGUCACUAAAAAUGCUGAAUUAUGUGUUACUUCAUACAACAAAAAUCCUAUGGCAAUGAAUGAACCUGAUGGUGUUGUUUUAGUUUGGAAUUUACAUUUAAUAGAACGUCCAGAAUUUGUGUUUCAUUCUCAGUCUGACGUCCUCACAACAAUGUUUUCAGAAUUUCAUCCAACUCUUAUAGUUGGAGGCACAUAUUCAGGUCAAAUAGUGCUUUGGGAUAUGAGGGCAAAAUCUUUACCUGUCCAUAAAACACCACUUUCUGCUGCUGGACACACACAUCCGGUUUAUUCUAUGCAAAUGGUUGGAACUCAAAAUGCACAUAAUCUACUUACUGCAAGUACAGAUGGUUUAGAAACUUUGGAAUUAGUUCAUACCGAUCACAGUAAAACUAACGAAGUUUCUAUUACUUCACUUGGUUUUCCAGAUAAUGAAACAGCUGCAUUUUUUGUUGGUACAGAAGAAGGCAAUCUUUACCAAGCAAAUCGAUAUGGACGUGCUGGAGGAAAAGCUGGUAUAAAUCCUUACGAUACUUAUAAAGGUCAUUGGGGACCAAUUACAGGUCUUCACUUUCAUCCUUUAGUUGGACCUGUAGAUUUUUCAGAUAUGUUUUUAACUUCAUCGGUUGAUUGGACUGUGAAAUUAUGGAGAGCUAAAUCAAUUUCAAAACCUUCACAUUCACCACAAACCAUUGCGCCAAUUUAUUCAUUUGAAGGUGCAGAUGAUUAUGUUUAUGAUGUCAAAUGGUCACCUACACAUCCAGCUCUUUUUGGUUCAGUUGAUGGCACAGGGAAAUUUUCUGUUUGGAAUUUAAAUGAUGAAACUGAGGUGCCGAUUGCAAGUACGCAAGUUGGACAGGGACGAGCAUUAAAUAAAUUGUGUUGGGAUAAAGAAGGUAAAAAAGCAGCAAUCGGAUCAUCAGACGGACGUGUGCAUAUUUACGACAUUGGCGAGUUGCACCAUCCUAGAGAUGAUGAAUGGAAUCGUCUACAAAGAACAAUAUCAGAAAUGAUUGAUACUACUGCAGAUAGACAUCAUGGAAAACAUGCAAUAUCUAAAUAA